CCCCGCCGGCCCCAGCUGGUCCACGUGGGUUCACGGAGGCCUCGCGUCAAGGACCGAUCCCGGGCGGCGUGAUGGGUGGGCGGCCCGGGGUCCGUGGCCUAGUGGGGGCCGGGAAGGCCCCCUGGGUCUCCGUUCAUCCCGCCAACAUCUCCCGGUUGAACAAAGUGUUUCUGAGCCGAGGGAACAUCGCGCGAGGUUCCGGGUGGAACCUGGCCUUGAUAUCACCGUGACCCUGGCCUCGGCCUCUUCCUCUGUACAAUCAGAGUUUGAAUUAGUGAAGCCACUGGGUGACCUCGAAGGCUUUUCAGCUCUGAUUUUGCAUUUCCUUUCUUUCCUUUCUCCCUUCUUUCCUUUCUUUCCUCCCUUGUGUCGGCACCGUUCAAGGCUCUGGGGGUACAGCAGUGAACAAAAUAGAAACACGUCUCUAAUCUAGUGAAUUUACAUUCGAAAGGGAAGGGACAGAGAAUAAAGAAAAAGAUACAUGCAUUCGAUGGUGAUAGGUACUAUGGGGAAAAAUAAAGCAGAAAAAGGAAUAAAGAGGCAAGCAGGUGAAGGAGUGAGCCAGGCUGGCAGCGGGGAGAACAUCCCAGGCAGAGGGAACCAGCAAGGCACCCAGUGUAGGUGAAGCAAAUGGAGCAAAGGAGACAGAAAUAGUGGGUGAGGUCAGAGAGAUAAGGGGGCAGAGCAGUCAUGUAGGACCUUUGUAAGGAAGUAGGCUUUUCCUCUAGGAGAAAUGGGGAGCCUUGGGAAGUUUUUCAGCAGAGGUAAGAUAUAAUCUGAUUUUGGCAUUUUAAAAGUCUUUCUGGGUGCGUUUUUGGAAAUCAGCAGGGAGCAGGAUCAAGGGUGGGAGCAAGAGAUCAUUUAGAGGCAAUUAGUGACGUCAUGGUUUAGAGCUAUGGCUGCUAAGCAAAAGGUUGGUAAUCCUUAUCCACCAGGCUCUCCUUGGAAACCCUACGGGGCAGUUCUGCUGUGUCCUGUAGGGUCGCUAUGAGUCAAAAUUGACUCAACAGCAAUGGGUUUGGGUUUUUUUUUUUUUUUGGCAUUGUCUAGGUGAAUGAUGGUGGCUUGGGCCAGAAUACAGGCAGUAGAGGUAGUAAGAGGUAGUUGAAAUCUGGAUGUAUUUUGAAGAUAGAGCCAACAGCAUUUACUGGUGGAUUGUUUGAAAGUGUGAGAAGAGAAGUUGUGAGUGACAUCAAGGUUUUUUCGUUGUUGUUAGUUGCCAUUGAGUUAGCUCCGACUCAUGGCCACCCUAUGUAUAACAAUGAAACACUGCCCGUUUCUGUACCCUUUUCAUGACUGUUGGUAUGUUGAGUCCAUUGUUGCAGCCACUGUGUCGAUUCACCUCAGAGGGUUUCCCUCAUUUUCACUGACACUGUUCACAUUUUCGCUAACCUCGUUUUUGUUGAUCAAGGUUUUUAGCUCCAGCUACACUCAGGAUUUUAUCAGAUGGCCAUUGAUUGAGGAGACUGACACUGCAGGAAGAUCAGGCAGGAUGGCAAAACAGAAGAGAAAGAUUUCCAAAGCCACUGAAAAAAAGAACAAAAAAUUGAAGAAGGCAUCAGCAAAAGAGGUACUGCUCAUGCCUGGAACCGCGUCAGAUGAAAAGGAAGUGCACCUAGAGGCCCACACCAACAGGAGGGACCCACACGUCCUCCAGGUGUGUCUCGGCCCGAGCAGGGCAGCCAGUAGCAAGGUGCUGGAGGUGAACCCAGCGCCAUCCCUGUCCCCGGGGGAGCAGCGAACCCUGGAGCGGAAGCUGAAGAAGGAACGGAAGAAGGAGGAGAAGCAGCGCCUGCGGGAAGCAGGGAGCCAGCCCGCCCCACAGACCCCAGCCACACCCACACCCGUGCCCUCGGGGGCCACGUUGGCCCUGGACUACCUCUGUAGUUGGGCCCAGAAGCACCAGGACUGGAAGUUCCAGAAGACACGGCAGACCUGGCUCCUGGUCAACAUGUACGACAGCGACAAGAAACAACUGGGUGAUCCAGCUCUGGAGUCCAGGGUUCCUGACGAGCACUUCCCCACCCUGCUGGCCUACCUGGAGGGGCUGAAGGGCCAGGCCCGUGAGCUGACUGUGCAGAAGGCCGAGGCCCGGAUGCAGGCGCUGGACGAGGCAGGGGCUGGCAACCCGGACCCCCUGCUGCUGGGGCAGGUCCAGCGGGUCCGCCAGGUGUUGCAGCUGCUCUCCUAGGAGUGUGACUGUCCAUGGGCCCCGUGGAUACCGCUUGGCCACCCCUCCCACCCCACUGCAGUGGGGCUGUGGGCCCGGGGGGCACUGGCUGCCAGUGGGCAACACAGCUGCUUCCGGUCUUGCAGACUGCCUCUCCCACCGAGCUGCCUCGGUUAGCGAGAGCCCCACGUCCAGAGCCUUGAUUUCCUCUCCGGAGGUGUCUGCCCACUGUUGGAAUGGGAGCUGUGCCCUUCUGCAUUGUUUAAAUCCCUCUAGAGCAGAAAGCGGCGCGGUGGUUACAGCGCUUGGCUGCUAACCGAAAGGUCAGCAGUUUGAACCCACCAGCCGCUCCCAGGAGAAAGAUAUGGCAGUCUGCUUCCAUAAAGAUUACAGCCUUGGAAACCCUGUGGGGCAGUUUUACUCUGUCCUGUAGGGUUGCUGUGAGUAAGAAUGGACUUAAUGGCAGCGGGAUGGAUGGAUGAGAUGGCUCUGAGCUAUCCAAGUCCCUGGCCCUCGCCUGAGGACGGCCCUCAGCCCCCAAGGAGAUUGUUGAGGGAAAUGUCUAUUUUUCUACGGGGAUGUUUUUCAGAAAUUGACCCAGAGCCAUCACACCACCUUCCCCCUGCUCAGCUGUGGUCAGUGGUGUCGUGGGGUGCCCCGUGUUUGGGUUAUUUCCCAGACUGUUCCUGGUCCCCUGCUACAUUCCGGGUGGGGCCUGUGGCAGUGGCACCUCCCACCAUCCAUAAAAUAAAACACCUCUCUGGGCCAGCACCGUGUGGUGCUUGUGCAGCUGUUUCCUUUUCUGAGCGCGCCACAUCUUUAAAAUCUGACACAGCCCCCACCCCAAGGUGGCCGUGUGCUGUUCUCAUGGGACACUGGGUGGGCGGGUCAGGACUGGAUGGGACAGGCA
This is a messenger RNA of Loxodonta africana (African savanna elephant), 3080 nucleotides long. RefSeq names its product chromosome 12 C7orf50 homolog (gene CHLSN). The coding region runs from base 1241 to 2191 and encodes 316 amino acids. The transcript is spliced from 7 exons. NCBI's taxonomy places the organism in Eukaryota, Metazoa, Chordata, Mammalia, Proboscidea, Elephantidae. The record is from RefSeq and is a predicted model, not a curated record.